This is a messenger RNA of Heteronotia binoei (common prickly gecko), 1356 nucleotides long. RefSeq names its product vomeronasal type-2 receptor 26-like. The record is from RefSeq and is a predicted model, not a curated record. Gene Ontology annotation, biological process: G protein-coupled receptor signaling pathway. Gene Ontology annotation, cellular component: membrane. The transcript has 4 exons. Lineage: Eukaryota; Metazoa; Chordata; Lepidosauria; Squamata; Gekkonidae. Bases 1 to 1356 code for a protein of 451 amino acids. Gene Ontology annotation, molecular function: G protein-coupled receptor activity.
AUGGCAAAUGAGGAUCAACAUGAAAAAAGUGCAAGUGUAGUGGUAAAGUUUUACCAGCAUAUUCUGGCUUUAGCCUUUGCCAUAAAAGAGAUCAAUGAAAAUAUCAAGAUCUUGCCCAAUAUUACACUUGGGUCCAACAUCUAUGACAGCUAUAAUGAUGUGAGGAUGACUUAUUGUACCACUCUGGACCUGCUCUUCAAAUCACAAAAGGUUGUCCCCAAUUACAGAUGUGGCACCCAGAAAACCUUCAUAGCUGUCAUUGGUGGAUUUGGGUAUGAGACAUCCUUUCAUAUGGCGGAAAUCUUAGCUCUCUACAAAAUUCCACAGGUGCUGCCCCUUUCAAUUUGUAAUGACUAUUGUCAGCCUGGUUAUCGGAAAGAAAAGAAGGAAGGGGAGAUAUUUUGCUGCUAUGAUUGUGCUCCUUGCCCAGAAGGGAAGAUUUCGAACCAGAAAGACAUGGUUGACUGUAUUAACUGCCCAGAAGAUCUAUAUCCAAGCAUGGACCGGGAUCGCUGUAUUCCCAAGACAAUAAGCUUUCUGUCUUAUAAGGAACCUUUAGGGAUCAGUUUAACUUCUGCUGCUGUUUGUUGUUCCCUGAUUACAAUCUCAGUGCUUGGGACUUUUAUUAAACACAGUGAUACUCCCAUCGUAAAAGCCAACAACCGAGAUACCACCUACAUUCUCCUGACCUGUCUCCUGCUCUGCUUUCUCUGCUCUUUUCUGUUUCUUGGAAAACCUAGGAAAGAGACCUGCUUCCUCCAACAGUCUGCUUUUGGCAUCAUCUUUUCAGCAGCGGUGUCUUGUAUGUUGGCCAAGACCAUCACUGUCAUCGUAGCUUUCAUGGCCACCAAGCCUGGAUCCAACAUGAGGAAAUGGCUGGGGAAAAGACUGAACAACUCUGUUGUUAUUGCCUGCACCCUUAUGCAAGUGGGAAUUUGUGUGGUGUGGCUUAGAACCUCUCCCCCUUUUGCAGCUUUUGACACACAAUCUCUGAGUAGAGAGAUUGUGGUAGAAUGUAAUGAAGGGUCUGCCGUUAUGUUCUACAUUGUCCUGGGCUACAUGGGACUUCUGUCCAUCAUCAGUUUGACUGUGGCCUUUCUAGCCCGAAAGUUGCCAGACCGUUUCAAUGAAGCCAAGUUUAUCACAUUCAGUAUGCUACUCUUUUGCAGUGUUUGGGUGUCUUUUGUUCCCACCUACCUGAGCACUAAAGGGAAAUACAUGGUAGCCGUGGAGAUCUUCUCUAUCUUAUCCUCCAGUGCUGGGUUACUGACUUGCAUCUUUUGCCCAAAAUGCUAUGUUAUUCUGCUGAGGCCAGAGAUGAACAAAAGGGAACAUCUUACAAUUAGAAAACAUUAA